CAUUCAACAACGGCUAUUUAUAAAGCGGAAAAUUUGUUAUUAAGUUUGCUAUUUUAAUAUUAAUAUCAGCUUAAACAAGGACACACACAUGGAAAAAAAUUUUGAAUUACUAAAGCUAUAAACGGUUCCCUGAGGAUAUAGGACAUGCAAAUUCUUCAAGUAAAAUUCCAUUCGAGCCAUUUCCCCAUAGUUUUGUUGCUUCUAUGUGAAUGCUUAUUUAAGUGUAUAUCGCAUUGUUUGGCAUAUCCUGCCAACAACUACCACGAUUUGGAUAUUUGCAACUAUUGGAAUGGACGUAGAUAUUUUCUUGAAUUGGGAGAAAGAGGAGAUUUGCAUGCUCGAAAUGUUACUACCUCUGCAUACCGAAGUACAGUAUUUUCUACAACAAAUACUAACAAUGCGAACAACAUCCAUAAUCGCACCAGCGAUAUCUGGUACCAAUGCAAUCUUGAAUUGGUAACUUGUGCCGCCUGCGUAAUUCGUAUAUCCUUUACCCACGUUAAUUUUUCAAAAACAUGCGAACGUAUCGCUAACACUGGAGUCUCGACAGUUAAAUCAUCUAUGUGUCCUUGCGAGCAUAUACAGUUCUCAGAGCCACCAUAUGAUACUACUAUUUCAGGACAAGAAUUUUGUGGUGAUGGAAAAAUAUUUCGCAGCAGAACACGAACACUCAUGCUGAAAUUCUUCUAUAGAGCGACUAAUAGUCACGUGUUCUCUUUACAAUAUUUCUCCGAAAGGAACGUAAAAAUUGUCAGUGGCUCACCAAAAGAAUCCAUUAAUAAUGAAAACAGAAAUAUUAUAUCAACGCCAUUUUUUCCUAUGCCUUACUUACGUGACUACAGCAUAGAACACAUUUUAACAUGUGAGGCAGACAACUGUCAUGUACGUUUAGAUUUUACAGAUUUCCAGCUUGGAAUAUCAUCUACUAUGGAAAUAUUUGAUUCAAAUGGUCAAAUGCUUGACUCAUACACAGGCGAGCAUUUUCGUCCACCGAUAACUAUUAGCAGUGGCAAAUCUCUAUUACUUCAGUUUCGUGGUAAUGGAGUUACGAGUACAGGAUUUCGUGCUCAAGUAACUUUCGUCUCAUCCAAACAAUUAAAAGAGGAUCGACUAGUUCCAUACACAGACUGUGGUGGCAUGGUUACUGGACCGGGUGGUGCUAUAACUAUGAUGAACAUGAUAGAGAACACAACUGAUGUUCGCUUAUAUGACUGUAUAUGGAUUAUUAAACCGGGAAAUAACUAUAUGAUGAUGAAAACGCAUAUAUCAUUAAAAGUGGAGGAGUUUCAUGGAAUGGCUUCAAGAUCAGAUUUAACCAUACGUCAGGGUACUACUUCAGAUGCACUGGAAAUUGAAGAUGUCGUCUGGCCUAACAAUGGCAUGAGUAAGGAAACUCAUACAGUUCCAAUACUUACCGGCUAUUAUAUAAGACUACGUGGCGUAUUUGGGAUGUCUUCGAAGUUGGCUAUUGUGUACAGUGUCUUCAACUAUUUAAAUUGUUAUAUUGGAUCCGAAUUUUUAUGUGGUAACAAUCAUUGCAUUUCAAUAAGACUUCACUGUGAUGGCUUUGAUCACUGUGGAGACGGCACAGACGAACCAGAUACUUGUGAAGAAGAUUGGGCACAUUUGCAUAAUGAUCGAAGAUGGUAUUCGCAUAAACCUAAUUACUAUUUCCCAAAAAUAGAGCAGUAUCCUGAUUUGAAAACAGCAACAGGUAUUUUUAUAAUUAGUACUUUAGGCAUAUUUGCCGUACUUUCUGGUUGGAUGGUCAUACUUUAUAGAAUGGGUGUUAGGGCACGUCACCAACGAGAACUUCAAAAUCACUUGCAAACUAUAAGCGAACUCUUGGAUCGACAAGAAGAAAUGCCUCCAGAUCAACCACCUAGUUAUGAGGCCCCACCAGAUUAUGAUGAGGUCAUAAAAAUAGGCAUGGAACAGGAAUUGCGUGAAGCAAGGCAACGGCAGCGUCACCAGCGUCAUCGACAACAUCGUGAACGUUGCUGUAGUCGCGCAGCAAGCACUAUUACUGUACAAUCAACCGUUCCUAUUCAUAAUAGUGAACUGCCAACAACUUCUGCUGCAGCAGCUAUCGCGAAUGCCGCAAAUGCCGCAAAUGCAAAUAACCAUGUUGCGACGAUUCUUAACCAGCAAGAAAUAAGUCGUAUACUCAUGGCAACAGCAGCAUGUGGUACUACAACGACGACAGCGAUUGAGUCAACUAAACAAGUCCAAUGCAAGUGCAAAUCAGUUGGGGUUUCAACGAGCCCGUUGUCGGUUUCCUCUGGGCGUGAACUAUCCACAACAGUUGGAGAGCUCCAGAAACCAACAAGCUCUGCAUCCAGUCAACUCGAAUGUUCAAACGAAUUCCAGGAUGACUCACUCAAUAUAUCAUUCACUUUAGCCAUUCCACAAUCCACACAAACAGCGACUGAUAAUAAUGCAGUACGGCCCAAGAGCAUCAACUGCACUGAACAAACUUAUUUGAAGCGAUCCUGGAUUGUGGUAAGUAACGGCAGUAAAAACUAUAAGAUUCAACGUCUUCGGCACACGUUUUCUUCACCUGAAGCUUUCACUACUGAUGCCUAUUUCCCGUCAGAUAAUUUAGGAUACGGCACUAAUUUACCAUAUGACAGAAGUUUUUUUCUAAGCAACACUAGUAAUUUCGGCGUUUCGGAGAUAUCUAGAGACACAUCAUCAAAUAGCAUUAUGCCACUGAAACGUAUAUUAAAAGCGUGUAAAUCAACAACUGCUGCUAAAGACGUUACAACGACUACUUCAAUAUCUAAUAAAACAAUGAAUGAUGUCUGCAAUGAUGUCUGCAAUGAUGUCUGCAAUGACGUUGAAAUUAUGGAAGAAUUCAGUAAUAUUAGACAAGAACUACUGCAAACUGUCAACGACGACAUCAAAAAGGAUAAUAAGUUGGCAUAUUCUGGUAAUAAUAAUUCAACACCCGAAUACAAGAAAGUAUUUCGCCAUAUACGUAGUAAAUCACUUACGAACUCUGGAAAUCGGCAUCAAACUGCAGAAAACCUUAAACGCAGUUCUUCAGCUGAAUUGUUGAUAAGUUUAACACCGACGACAAAAUGGGAUACAGAUGACAGUGCACAUCCAGCAACAGUAUUUUGGAUAUAAAUAAAUUAAUUACAACUAUUUAGUAUUUGAUAGAUAAUUCGGAUUUCAUAUAAAAUAAAUUAUAUUAUAAAUUGAUGUCUAAA
This is a messenger RNA of Teleopsis dalmanni, 3215 nucleotides long. RefSeq lists its product as uncharacterized. The record is from RefSeq and is a predicted model, not a curated record. Gene Ontology annotation, molecular function: protein binding. The transcript is spliced from 10 exons. The coding region runs from base 145 to 3132 and encodes 995 amino acids. NCBI's taxonomy places the organism in Eukaryota, Metazoa, Arthropoda, Insecta, Diptera, Diopsidae.